CGGCAGGGGGCAGUGUCACCAAACCCCUCACAUGUUACGUCAGUGCUUUGCCAGAGGUCAGAGUUUACCAGGGAAUCUCCCUCGUGUCGCCUUAAAAAGAGGAGCAUAAAUUACAAAAACAGCAAAAUCUGGAGGAAUAAGCAGUCAUGUCCUCCUACACUUGUAUCAGCUGCAGAGUGGCUUUCGCAGACGGCGAGGUGCAGCGAGCACACUACAAAACCGACUGGCACCGUUACAACCUGAAGCGCAAGGUGGCCGACAUGCCGCCCGUCACCGCCGAAAACUUCCAGGAGCGUGUCCUGGCACAGCGAGCCGCCGCCGAGCAGCAGCUGAGCGAGGCGGCGGUCACCGAGGGCUGCGCCGUCUGCAACAAGAAGUUCUCCAGCGCCAACGCCUACCAGAACCACCUGCAGUCCCACAAACACCAGCAGGCCGAGAAGCAGGCCCUGCUGGCCGCCCAGAGGAAGGUGGAGAAGAUGAACGAGAAGAACCUGGAGAAGGGGCUCGGCGAGGAGAAGGCGGACCACAACGCCAGGAACGAGGCCCUGCGGCAAGCCCUGAAAGAGCAACACAGGUCCAGCCCGGCCAAGGGAGCCAAGGACCAGCCCGCGGGAGGAGCGACGAGGCCGAGGCCAGAGAAGCCACCCAGGAUGGUGUGGCUGGAGGAGCAGGCCAAAAGGAUGGGAGAGAGAGAGGAGGAGGGGGAGGGAGUCACAGAGGAGGAGGAAGACUGGGAGGACGUGGAUGAGGAUGAUGAGAUGGAGGAGGAGGAGGAUGAGGAUGAGGCAGAGGAGAUGAUGGUUCAGGGUGAAGGAGACGCCGGGGCUUCGUCUGCUCCCCACCCCGCCGCUCUGCCGGGCUCCAUCCCCGUCACCGACUGCCUGUUCUGCUCCCACCACUCCCGCUCGCUCAUGAAGAACGUCGCCCACAUGACCAAAGUCCACAGCUUCUUCAUCCCAGAUGUGGAGUUCCUGGUCGACCUCAAGGGACUCGUACGUUACCUAGGGGAGAAGGUCGGUGGCGGCAACGUGUGCUUGUGGUGCAACGAGAAGGGGCGUUCGUUUUACUCAACAGAGGCAGUGCAGGGUCACAUGACAGACAAAAGCCACUGUAAGCUCUUCACAGACGGAGACGCAGCGCUCGAGUUUGCAGACUUCUACGACUUCAGGAGCAGCUACCCCGACAGGAAGGAGGGAGAGGACGCCGAGAUGGAAGAUGAAGAGUUACCUGACGAUAAAAACCUGGAGUACGACGAUGAAACGCUGGAGCUGACCCUCCCUUCAGGCGCUAAGAUAGGCCACCGGUCCUUAAUGCGGUACUACAAGCAGCGGUUUGGAGCCCAGAGGACGGUGGCGCUGGCCCACAACAGGAACGCCGUGGGACGGGUCCUGCGGCAGUACAGAGCCCUGGGCUGGGGAGGGGACAUGGGCAGGAGCUCCUUCCAUCAGAACCAGAGAGACAUGCAGUACAUUCAGAGGAUGAAGUCAAAGUGGAUGCUGAAGAUGGGCAUGAACCACAACGCCACCAAGCAGAACCACUUCAGAGUCCAAGUCAUGUUCUAACGGACCGGAGGGGAACCAAACUGGGCCGAAGUGUGACAGGAUGUGGACGUUCAGCGGUUAACUUUCGGCAUUUUCCAGUCAACAAGAUUUACAGACUCGAGUAUGACCUCUAAAGGAUGCUUGGUUAGCUGGCAAAGGGGGGGCGCGAAGAGUAGACACACUUAAACAGCCCAAAUUCACCAGCGUUUGGCAUCUAGUGUUUGUCUCUUACCCUCUAAGUGAGGAUAUGAUGUCAGUGGAAUUGUCAAAAGCACCAAAGAGCCCAGAUCUUGGCUUAAACUGUGUUUCUUUUAAAAGCAAAAGUCUGCUAAUUCCCUGCUGGUCGGUGCUUAAUGCAAACUCGGAGAUUAUCCAACUGGGAAAAAUCUGCGGAUAAACAUCUUUUUCUUUACCCAACACAGAGAAAUACUGCUCCCCAUGAAAAGAUUGUGUUGACGAUGCUUGGCAAUGUUGGCUUGCAGUGAAGUUAAACUUGGAAAUUAUAUUUAUGAUUCCUACGCAGCUGUCUUUACAUUUAAGGUCGUUCAGCGCUCAAAAUAGAACUUAAAAAUCCUCCAAAUAAACUAAACAGUAAUUUAAAGUCGUAAUCACGGGGGGAUAUUUCACAAAGCAGGAUUAGCAAGUUAAUGAAAUAACCUCAAGAAAUGUUAUCUGGAUUAUUUUUUUAUUAGCAAUCAGCAACAGGCUUGGCUGAAUCACAUUCCUAAAGCUACUUUUCAAGUUUUGUUUCACAGAAUUAAAACUCUAUCACCCAAGACAUGGCAUAGUCUUUUGCAUUUACCUGGCUAACUCUCUGUUGUUGUUUUGUGAGAUAAACCCCAGAUGGCCCACCAUUAAACUGACCCGUCAGGUGAAUCCAGGUGGAAGCCACGAUGCCUCAGUCACAGAACACCUCAGUCAUGAAGGGCAGGUGGAGAUAAAUGAAAAGAUUUUAAAAAUACUGACAGCUGAGAUCUGGAUUGUGUAAAGGUGCUUAAAAACUGGGAUUUCUAAACACUGUUUUUGCUUAAGUAAUAAUGAAUUUACAUCUGUAUGAUUCAUCCUCCUGUAAGUACCUACAAGAAAAUAAAGAUAUAAUUUAUAUUCUGUCGGA
Molecule: messenger RNA, 2655 nt
Organism: Myripristis murdjan (pinecone soldierfish)
Lineage: Eukaryota; Metazoa; Chordata; Actinopteri; Holocentriformes; Holocentridae
Gene: znf622
Product: zinc finger protein 622
Exons: 7
Coding region: 147-1562 (471 amino acids)
Biological process (GO): ribosomal large subunit biogenesis
Cellular component (GO): preribosome, large subunit precursor
Molecular function (GO): zinc ion binding; nucleic acid binding
Source: RefSeq, a predicted model, not a curated record